AUGGCACCUAAAGAAGACUGGGAGAAAUACGAGAAGAAACUCGACGAGAAGGAAGAGAAGAUCGUCGCGCUUGACGAGUCGGACAUUCAGAUUCUCAAGACCUACGGGCAAGGACCAUACUCGAUAUCCCUCAAGAAGAUCGAAAAUGAGCUCAAGGAGAUCCAAAAGCGGGUUAAUGAGAAGAUGGGCGUGAGGGAGUCGGAUACAGGGUUGGCUUCUGCCAACUUGUGGGAUACGGCGGCGGAUAAGCAGAGGCAAGGAGAGCACCCCCUCCAGGUGGCUAGGUGUCAGACCAUCAUCAAAGCUACCGAUCCUGCGCUUGUUGGCCAAUCAGCCAACCCGCAAGACGGUGCUGGCGCUGGCAACCCCGACGGCGACAAGUACGUCAUUAGUAUCAAGCAGGUGGCCAAGUUUGUCGUGGGUCUGGGAGAUAGGGUAUCGCCUACAGACAUAGAGGAGGGGAUGCGUGUAGGGGUCGACCGGACAAACUACAAAAUCAUGAUCCCCUUACCGCCCAAGAUCGACCCUUCAGUUACAAUGAUGCAAGUCGAGGAACGCCCAUCAGUCACCUAUGCCGACGUCGGAGGAUGCAAGGAGCAGAUCGAAAAACUGAGGGAGGUUGUCGAGCUUCCGCUUCUGGAGCCCGAACGAUUCGCCAACCUCGGUAUCGAACCGCCAAAAGGUGUCCUCCUCUACGGUCCGCCCGGUACCGGAAAGACCCUCUGCGCCCGAGCCGUCGCCAACCGGACAGACAGUACCUUUAUCCGCGUCAUCGGAUCCGAGCUCGUACAAAAGUAUAUCGGAGAAGGCGCUCGCAUGGUCCGAGAACUGUUCGAAAUGGCUCGCUCCAAAAAAGCCUGCAUCAUCUUUUUCGACGAAGUCGACGCGAUCGGUGGUGCGCGAUUCGACGACGGCGCUGGGGGAGACAAUGAGGUCCAGAGAACAAUGUUGGAAUUGAUCAACCAGCUGGACGGGUUCGACUCGAGGGGGAAUAUCAAGGUCAUUAUGGCGACCAACAGACCUGAUACGCUGGAUCCGGCGCUGCUUCGGCCUGGACGACUGGAUAGGAAGAUUGAGUUUGCGCUGCCGGACAAUGAGGGCAGGACGCAUAUUCUCAAGAUUCACGGCAAGAGUAUGUCGGUCGAGAGGGAUAUCCGGUACGACCUCAUUGCGCGUUUAUGCCCAAAUGCGACCGGUGCGGAGCUGAAGAGUGUGGCGACAGAGGCGGGUAUGUUUGCCAUUCGGGCCAGGAGGAAGGUGGCCACCGAGCGGGACUUCCUCGAUGCGGUCGAGAAGGUUAUCAGGCAGGGGACAAAGUUCAGUAGUACGGCUCUUUACGCCCAAUACAAUUAG
Molecule: messenger RNA, 1353 nt
Organism: Dioszegia hungarica
Lineage: Eukaryota; Fungi; Basidiomycota; Tremellomycetes; Tremellales; Bulleribasidiaceae
Product: P-loop containing nucleoside triphosphate hydrolase protein
Exons: 10
Coding region: 1-1353 (450 amino acids)
Biological process (GO): proteasome-mediated ubiquitin-dependent protein catabolic process
Cellular component (GO): proteasome regulatory particle, base subcomplex
Molecular function (GO): ATP binding; ATP hydrolysis activity; proteasome-activating activity
Source: RefSeq, a predicted model, not a curated record